CCAUUGUUGGAAGAGGCAUGGAAGGUUUGCAGUAUCGCCAACACCAGGUUCCCCAACUCUUACCUCGUCCAACAGAUCGGAACCGUCGCCUACGUUGCGUUCUCCGGCAGGCAGAUAGAUUCCGGUUUAGAACCGAGCUGUAGAAAUCUGCUGCCGUUGGACGCCGCCGACGGUGGCCUUUUCGCUCCCCUCUAUCGGCAUAAUCAAGCGAAGGAGCCCAUCAAGGUGUAUCACGGGAUGUUAAAGCUUUUCCUCUCGUUCUACUCAGGAUUGCGAAUCCAGAUUUCGGUGUUAGUAGGGAAAGUGAAGUCAAUAGUGAUGACAGGCCACUCCAUAGGCGGGACAGCAGCCUCUCUGUCUGCACUGUGGCUGCUCUGCCAUCUCCACUCCACCAUGUCAUCUCCAAUGCCGGUGCUAUGCAUCACAUUCGGCUCUCCGAUGCUCGGCAAUGAAGCCCUCCAUCGAUCAAUACUCCGCCAAAGAUGGAGCGGAAACUUCUGCCAUGUCGUCUCCAAGCACGACAUCGUGCCGAGGGUCCUCUUCGCCGUAAUCACGAGCCACGUACCCGUACUACAAGCCCUGCUGCCCCAGGAUCCAAACAGCAAUAUUUUUCAAUGUGUUUUGAAGGACAUGGAAAUGUUGGUGCAUACAAAAGAUGUGUCAACUGAGACCCUGUUUUGGCCUUUCGGGAGCUAUGUGUUUUGCAGCCAAGAGGGUGCCGUUUGUGUUGAAAAUGCAGCAUCUGUUAUUCAAAUGAUGUAUCUGAUGAUGGCAAUGGGUUCACCAAGUUGUUGCAUUGAGGAUCAUCUCAAGUAUGGAGAUUAUGUAGGGAAAAUUUCUAAGCAGUUCUUGAAUGCCAAAAGCUUUCAUGAAAAUGGUGAUGGCCUACCUGAUUCUAGCUUUGAAGCUGGUGUGGCAUUGGCAUUGCAAUCUUCAGAUUUAACUGACAAGGAGGGACCACUUCAAGUUCAAGACUGGAACCUAAGGGAAAAUGUUGAGAUUAUGGCCAAGGAGUGCCUACAAAUAUGUAAAAACGAUCACAACCCAAAUCUUACUGCCGCCAACCUAGCAAUAAGAUUGUCCAAGAUAGCGCCUUUCAGAGCUGAAAUCGAGUGGUACAAAGCCUUCUGCGACGGAGCCGGUGAUCAAAUGGGUUACUACGAUUCCUUCAAGCGCAAGGCAGGCUCAAGAAGAGAAGCCAGGGUCAACAUGAACCGCCACAAGCUUGCUUUGUUCUGGAACAGCGUAAUCCACAUGCUGGAAAACAACGAGCUGCCACACAAUUUCGACAGAAGGGAUAAAUGGGUAUUCGCUUCGCUGUCCUACAAGCUCCUCGUGGAACCGCUCGACAUCGCUGACUAUUACCGGACCGGGAUGCACCGCCAACUCGGGCAUUACAUCGAGAAUGGAAGGGAGAGGAGGUACGAAAUAUUCGAGAAAUGGUGGAGCGACAGAAGCGUUAAAAAUGAAGAACACAAGAGGAGUAAACUUGCCAGCUUGACACAAGAUUCGUGCUUUUGGGCAAGGGUGGAAGAGGCAUGGGAAUGGCUGGAUAAUGUGACUAGUGAGAGAGAUGUGACCAAGAUAAACCUGUUAUGGAACAAGAUCGAUAUGUUCGAGAAAUAUGCGAGGCAGUUAAUUGAUAACAAAGAGGUGUCUGAAGAUGUGAUGCUCAGGAAUUCAAGCUUUAGUCGAUGGAUGGAAGAAUGGAGAGAAUUUAAGGCACAGGUUCUGGAAUUCCCUCCACUUUAUUCAUGAUCGUGGCUACUGUAA
This is a messenger RNA of Hibiscus syriacus, 1773 nucleotides long. RefSeq names its product lipase-like PAD4. The transcript has 3 exons. The record is from RefSeq and is a predicted model, not a curated record. Gene Ontology annotation, biological process: lipid metabolic process. Lineage: Eukaryota; Viridiplantae; Streptophyta; Magnoliopsida; Malvales; Malvaceae. The annotation marks the transcript as partial.